AUGUCCGUAGAAUAUUCACAGAAUCCGUUAGUGUAUCGGGGGAGUAGAGAGUUUGAUCCAGAAAUUCCCGAAAUAUUACCACAUGAAAAGGUUUACUCGAUUCAAGUUGGGUACAAAUUGUUUAGAUUAAGCGGAGCAUCUUUAUCAUCGGAUGCCCCAUCUUAUUUCACCCAAUUCUUCAAUAAGGAAGAGAAUACCGAAGAAAUUUUGUUUAUUGAUAGAAAUCCAAACAUAUUUGAAAAAAUUUACAAUCAUUUACAGGGUUAUAGGAUAUCUGUUGAUACUGCAAUUGAAUUUGUUCAUAUUUGGAGUGAUAGCUAUUACUUUGGAUUGAAAAGAUUACAAGAACAAUUGUCAAACGAGGACAUUUUUGCUAUUAUUGGAGGAGAAUCUUUUAAGAUAUCGAAGAACUUGUUAGUACAAUCAGGGAAUUAUCCGAAUUAUUUUUCGAUAAAUUAUGAUUCUAUGUUAACUGAUAAUUUGAGGUUAAUUGAACAGAAAAAUAUUAUACGACCUCCUCCUCAACAGCCUGCUACUGUUAAUAAUAGAAGUGCUAAAUUAUUUGGGGAUUUAAUUCAAAUUUUGAAAGGGAAUACCCUCGUAAUUAAGAAUGAUGAACAUCGAAAAUUAUUAAUAAAAGAAUGCAAGUAUUAUAGAUUUCUUGCAUUAGAACAAAAAAUUAUUAAAUAUAAGAUACAUAAUUGUCCGUACACUGAUGCUCAAGAGAUCAUCAUUGAUUUAUUUGACUUAUCGUCCAAAGGAAUCUUUAAACAAACUUUCCCCAGACAAGAAUCUCCAGUAUUGUAUGCAAGACCUUAUAUAAAAGAUAUUAAAAGAAGUUUAAUUUUUCAAAUUAAUAAUUCUGAAAAUUUCAAUCCAGAACUUAAAUUAUUAAUAAAUAGAACUGAAGGUAUUUGUAUAUUAAGAUUGGUUGGUGAUUAUAGAAGUAAAUUUUUACAAAUUUUUAGAAAUAUGUCAAAAGAUUUUAUGGAUGAACCACAAAUGAGUAGUGAAAUGUUAAUUUUAUCCGGUCUUAAAAGUUCCAAAGCUGUAAUCAAUGGAUUAACUAUGAAGCAAGAUUGGUGGUUUUCUAUAUUAGAUACACCAAGGAGUGAUACUCUUGGAUCAGCUUCACCAGUUGAAAACCUCGGAGAACCAAAAUCAAAAAUGAGAAAGCUUGAUUUAAAUUCAAAUAAUGACCUUCUUUCAGUUGAUAACUUAGAAAAAUAUUUUAAAGGACAAGAAGAAAACACUUCAAAGCCAGAGAUUAUCGAAAUUACAAUCAUCAAAGGGUUAUGGAGGGUUUUAACCAGAGGUCAGCAUGCCAGACUUCAUCUAGUUUCUUUAGAAGGAUGCACGAACUCUAGCACCUUUUUAAGGGAUAGAAUUGAUUUCUUAUAA
Molecule: messenger RNA, 1401 nt
Organism: Hyphopichia burtonii NRRL Y-1933
Lineage: Eukaryota; Fungi; Ascomycota; Pichiomycetes; Serinales; Debaryomycetaceae
Exons: 1
Coding region: 1-1401 (466 amino acids)
Biological process (GO): protein homooligomerization
Source: RefSeq, a predicted model, not a curated record